AUGAAGGAGCCGUUCUGCCUGACUAAACCGACGGUCAUUUGCGACUGCAAGCGUGUGGGACCCCCAUGCCCCAAAGAUGACGAUGAGCAAGACGCAAUCAAGCUAAAUCGACAAGCAGCAGCCACGAAAGCUCGCCGUGACCGGCAGCAACGGUACCGGGAGAAGCAGCGACAGUAUGUCAAUUCUCUCGAGACUACAGUGAAACGUCUUCGGAUGGAUGUGGAUCAGCAGCUACAUGCGCGUCACCAUGCUCAGAGAAUCCACGAAUACUUCGCUAAUAUGCCAAUUAGACCGAUGACACUAACGGCGUCAAGCGUUAUCACGUGCAUGCGCGAGUGUAUGAAGACAUUUGAGUUAGGCACACGGGACCAACAGAUCAAAUUUCUCGAGUCAGCAACUUGUACUGAUGUGCGGUACGGCGAGUCGGUUGGACGCGAUAGUAUCCUCAAGCAUUGGGUAAAUCUCGCGCUUUUACUUCGUGACUCGGCGCCCAUAUUGCUGGAGCACUGCGAAUCCAGUGUGGGCUUCUUGGAACAAGACGUUGCUGUUGGGUACAUGAGUGCGUUGCUCGUCAUUCGACUGACAACUCGGAGCUUAGCUACUGCCUUCCCGCUCACUCUCAGCAGCACACGAUUGCGCGACAAAAUGCUGCAAAAUCCGACGUUUGGGCUGCCGAUGACUACAGUGUUUCAAUUCGACGAGCAGGGCAAAAUCUGCCGAUAUGAUCCCACCAUCGACCUCGUGACGGGUCUCUAUGCGGUGAUUCGGGACUACCGAGACGUGGCGAGCAUCCUGGAAUCGGCCAAUAUCGACGCCUCGGGGGAAAUUCGUGGACUCGGACUUGAUUUUUAUUGUGGAGUUGAGGCGAGUCUGGUGGACAAACACUCGGUGGCUUUUCUCCUUGCGAGUGGCGAAGACACGCGACAAACUGACACUGGUGGACAAACCGCGACCCGAGUUGCUGGCGUUUGA
Messenger RNA from Phytophthora infestans T30-4, 972 nucleotides. RefSeq lists its product as uncharacterized. The record is from RefSeq and is a predicted model, not a curated record. Lineage: Eukaryota; Oomycota; Peronosporomycetes; Peronosporales; Peronosporaceae. The coding region runs from base 1 to 972 and encodes 323 amino acids. The transcript has 2 exons.